AUGGAUCCGGUAACCAACAGCUGCGUGAGGAACCUUCACCCUCCCGCCCCUGUCUGGGGCUGCCUUCGAAACCCCCACUCGGAAGGUAGCAGCGCCUCAGGGCUGUCCCAUUAUCCACCAACCCCGUUUUCCUUCCACCAAAAAUCAGAUUUCCCAGCGCCAGCAGCAUACCCCGACUUCUCUGCUUCCUGCCUGGCAGCCACUCCACACAGCCUGCCCCGGACCGAGCGCAUCUUCAACGAGCAACAUCCUGCCUUCCCACAGACCCCUGACUGGCACUUCCCCAUCUCCGAAGUCGGCCAAAGGCUCAACCCGGGCCCCGCAGGGAGCGCUAGAGAGAUGGGGGCUGGCAGCCCGGGCCUGGUAGAUGGCACAGGAGGCUCCGGUGAGGAUUACAUGAUAUUUGGGAGCACCGCCAGUGAGCCUGAGAAGAAAUUGUCCAGAAGGAAAAAAGAACGGUCAGACAACCAGGAGAAUGGGGGAAAGCCGGAAGGCGGCAGCAAGGCCCGGAAGGAGAGGACCGCCUUCACCAAGGAGCAGCUGCGGGAGCUGGAAGCUGAGUUCGCCCACCAUAACUACUUGACCAGGCUCCGUAGAUAUGAGAUCGCUGUCAACCUGGACCUUUCGGAGAGGCAGGUCAAAGUGUGGUUCCAGAACCGGAGAAUGAAGUGGAAGCGUGUGAAGGGGGGUCAGCCCGUGUCCCCUCAUGAGCAGGACCCAGAGGAUGGGGACUCUGCAGCUUCUCCAGCUUCAGAGUGA
Messenger RNA from Microtus ochrogaster (prairie vole), 759 nucleotides. It is a transcript of the gene Meox1, whose product is annotated as mesenchyme homeobox 1. Lineage: Eukaryota; Metazoa; Chordata; Mammalia; Rodentia; Cricetidae. Gene Ontology annotation, biological process: somite development; positive regulation of transcription by RNA polymerase II. Gene Ontology annotation, molecular function: RNA polymerase II cis-regulatory region sequence-specific DNA binding; DNA-binding transcription factor activity, RNA polymerase II-specific. The record is from RefSeq and is a predicted model, not a curated record. Gene Ontology annotation, cellular component: nucleus.